Blumeria graminis f. sp. triticale is the source of this 1176-nucleotide messenger RNA. NCBI's taxonomy places the organism in Eukaryota, Fungi, Ascomycota, Leotiomycetes, Helotiales, Erysiphaceae. The record is from the annotation of a GenBank genome assembly.
AUGAGCUGUGCAUAUGUUGUGCUUUUAACAUCAGUAGCUCGUAUGGUCGUUACGGGCCGCGAGGAUACAUUCUCACACUACGGUCUGUACGAAAAUCUUAAUGACAAUUGGUUUCCUGUGCCUCCGCCUCAACUUGGCAUACACAUGUCCCCGAGCAAAGUUACCACACAUGGCACUCACAUUGUCGCAUACUGCUCUGUAGUGAAAGACUUGAGACAGAUUGUGGACACAAUCAUUCAAGGACGGCAGGAACUGGCGCAAAAGUCCAAGGAUAGAGACGAAGCUUAUCUGACAGCUGAAAGUACCUGUGCCAGGUCUAUCGCUAAAGGAACAUCUCCAGACUCACCUACCAAUCCCAUGUCCCAGAUCCUCGGAAACGACUGUAAACCCGAGCACUUGAUCAGCUUGGCCUUUAAGGGCCGGAUUGGGGUUGAGGGACAAUAUGCAUGCUUUGCACCACGAAUGAGAGACCAAGUCGUAAGAAUCGCUGCUGAUACGCCCAUAAAAAUGGAGCAAUUCCUAUCCGGAGGUCAUCUGUUCACGGGGAGUAGUGCAAGAUCAAAUGAUCAAGCAUUAGCCUGGUUCCAAGGGAAUCUACAUUUGUUCCAAAAUACCAGAUUCAAUGCCGAUGGCUACCGCAAAUGGAUGCCGAUAAGUUGGAUAGAUGAUGGGAAGAUUAGUGGCAAAAAACUUUCAGAAUUUAUCCUUGAAAACUCACCAAAGAUUCUGGAGUUCACAAAAAUAAUGAAGGAUUUCAGAACACUCAAGUCGAAACUACAGGCAGCAAAAGCAAGUAGAGGUGAUGGUAGUACAAAUAAUUACCGUUCUAGGUUAAGCAGCCAAUUGAAUCCUAAGACAUACAUGACAAAUGAUUGCCUGAGUAGCUACAUAAGCGACGAAAGUAUUUGUGGGAAGUUGUAUGAUUUACCUUUCUAUCUACAAGAACAUGUUGGCACAUGGGACCUACGUUCCUCAGACUUACGGUUUGUGCCAGGGCGUGUAAAAAGAAAAAUAUUCUUCAACCCCGGAGUUUUCAACAGUACUGAUUUUCAAUCGCUAAAUUGGAGCAACUCUUGGGAAAACCAAAAGUCAAUUAACAUACCACCGCAGUCAAGCACUGAAUUAGCUUGCGAGAAAUUUGAGGAAUUUAGUCAAAAUGAGAUUAUAUGUUAUUAA